AUUACAUUUUUUCCUCUCGACACCAUCCCGCAACUUAUGAAAAGCAACUGCAACGUUGUCAUUGACACAGUUUGACAACGAAAAAUGAAAAGAAAUGCUAUACGAGGUUACUUCAAAAGCAGAGAACUAAUUAAUUGUUGUUUUUGUGGGAUCUGCUUCUUUACCAUUCUCCAACCAUAACCAACUGAAAUUUUCUACGGCAUCCACAUCUUUUCUCAAAUAAUAAUAAUAAUAAUAAUAAAAGAAAUGUUAUUAUUAUUAUUAUUAUAAAUCGGAAGAUCUUGGGUUUUCUACAUGCCUUGGAUUUUUCUUCUUCACCAUUACAACCUCUUCUUCCUUUCUCUCUCUGAAAACCCUAAUCCUGGAUCUUCUUUUGCCCCUCUUUCUCUCUCUGCCACAACAGGAUCAGGAAUCAAAGUGUUGGAAUGGAAGGAUUCGAUGUUGGGUAUGAGUCAAAUUUCUUCUUCUCGUGGAGGGUUGUUAGCAAUAAAAAGUGGUACCAGCUUGGAUAGUCUUUGAAUUGUUCCGAGUUUUGUGUAGGUUUUGUUAAGGAUCUUGUAGGAUUGUUAAAAUCUUGGUAUCACGAGGGAUGUGGAAUUGGGAAGGAAUUGAUCGAUGUUGCAAUGGUGUGAUUGUCAGUGGAGUAGCUAUAUAAUUCGCGUGUAGAUUUAUUCAUUGUAUUUUGGAGUCCUAAAUUUGAAUUUAUUGGGGGAGCAUGGAGAAUGUGUGCGAUGUUAAUCUGUUGGAUGCUGAUGUUCUUUUACCACCUCGGAAGCGUCUUCUAGCGGGAUUGAAGAAACAGAGUUCAGAUAGUGAUGCUACUGCCUCUCCGUCUCCAGUUGCUGCUUCUUGUGUUACCAAUGCUGCUUCCCCCUCAUCCUCAUUGUUUUCAAGUGAAUUUGAAGCCCGACUGAAGCAUUUGUUGAGUUGCCAUUCUAAUAACCCUAACCUUAUUACACCUGAGGAGGUUGUGGAAGCCUCAAAAGUGGCCGCAAUCUCUGCAACUAAAGCUGCAGAGGCUGCAAGAGCAGCAGCUGAAGAAAAGGCUGCAAGAGCAGCGAAGGCAGUAGCUGCAGCCAAAAGGGCUUUAGAUUUGGUUGCAUCUUUCUCUGAGGAGGUGGCUGGAAAGGAAAGAAAUCUGAAAAAGAACAAGUCAAAGAAGCAUCUCCCAGUUCAGCUGUUGUACAAAAACAACCAACAAAUUGAAAAUUGUAGGACAGAUGAAGAAUUGGCUCGUAAGUUACAUCGAGCCAUGAACAGUUCUCCAAGAAUCUCUAAGAGUUCUCCAAACUCAGACCCAAAACGUAGUAAACAUAAGAAGCCUAGAAGCUCUUCAAGUUUUGAAAUGACCGAGGGAUCUGAAUCUGGUGUGGCACUCAGACAAGAUUGCUUAUCUUUGAACAACGAACAUGCAAUAGCAGGCAAGAUUGAUUCAGAAGGAUCCAUCCAAGAGGUAUGCUCAAGUAAGAAAGAUAAGAAGGUGGUUAAAUAUCAUAGACCUAGCCAAUUAGAGAUAGAUAACGGGGAAGCAGAGUUGAGUCAGUCAAAAGGCAAAAACUGUGAAGAUUUAUCUCCUAUAGGUAAGAAAAGAGGAAGGGUGAAGCUAAAAAAGUUGCCCUUAAGCAUUUGCACCUCGAAAGAUAGAGCGCAGCCAAAGGAAGAAAUAAGAGCCAGAAGUUCUCCCUUGACUAGAACGAACACAGGCAAUAAUCCUGUUAAUAGUAUGCCUUCGUUUACAGUGGAGUCAUCCACUGACAGAGUGAUGCCUAUUGAGGCUACAUAAAUGUGGAAAUGCCAAGGUUUCAAGGCACCAGCUUGCAUCAAACAAAAUAAAGCUGUGCAGUCAUAAACUCAUAUAUUACAAUGGGAUGCCCAUGUGCUACUGUGAUAGAUGUUGAUAGCCGAGGUAGGAAUCGUGAUGUUUCUCUUUAACAACAUGGAAUUUAUCUUUUUGUUCAUCUUUGGUUUUUGUAAUGGAUUUGCAGUGAUUAAAUGUAAAUUUAGAUAUUUUAGUUGCUUGCAAUACUUCUUUCAGAUUAAAGUUGUGUUACUUCAAUUGACAGGAAAGCUUGAAUUUAGAUAGGAGGAUACAAUGAAUAGCAGCCUUUUCAUUGUGCUGCCUGCUUAUUUCUACUCCUCAUUUGUGUUGAGAAUAAAAAGAGAAGACCUGUUGGUUUUCUAUUUAUACUUUC
This is a messenger RNA of Glycine soja, 2192 nucleotides long. RefSeq names its product cyclin-dependent kinase 13-like. NCBI's taxonomy places the organism in Eukaryota, Viridiplantae, Streptophyta, Magnoliopsida, Fabales, Fabaceae. The record is from RefSeq and is a predicted model, not a curated record. Bases 716 to 1783 code for a protein of 355 amino acids. The transcript is spliced from 2 exons.